This is a messenger RNA of Symbiodinium sp. CCMP2456, 994 nucleotides long. The record is from the annotation of a GenBank genome assembly. Lineage: Eukaryota; Dinophyceae; Suessiales; Symbiodiniaceae.
GUGGAGCACCGGCUGGACAGUAAGGAAGCCGGUGGUCAUCAACCUGGGCCCGCUGAUGGAAUCGGACCUUGGCCAGGCUUUGCAUGAGAUGCUCGCAGGACCGGGGCCAAGGACCGGCCCGAGCCACCACCUGCUUGCCCACGGGGCUUCUGAUGAAGGGCCCCUGGAGUUUCAGCAGCCGGACCUCUUUCGGGGCUUGCUGAAAGGCUUCGGAGCGCACUUGGUACCGGCGAUGCAGUCGGGCAGCGGCGGCUUCCAAACGAGCGUGACCAACGGCCACUUCCGCCUCCGAGCCUCUCUUCCAGGCUACAGCAUGCACAGAUCUGGUGACGGAGACGAGCCAUUAAACGUGAAGGUUGUAGGUGACACUCUUGUUGUUCAGGGACAGAAGACCACGGGACAGAUGGUGACCAGCUUUCAGCGGAGCUUUCCCCUUCCGUUCCUGCCGGAUGCCAGCAAGGUCUCUGUGAACUACAGCGCGCAGGAUGGGGCGCUUCUGGUGGAUGUGCCUCCAAAACCUGGGCAAAAGGCCAGAGCUGCCGAGGGCCUGGAGCUGCCGGAGAUGGAAGAGACGAUGACCGUAGCCUUCGCCGACGCGCAGCGGCGCGGCGCGAAGGAACUGUCGGACAUGCCAGAGCCCAUGUGGCGCGAAGAGGUGGGCUCUCCUGCGUUGAGGCUUCUUGCUUUGAAUGCCAUGCCAAGUCUUCCGGUGCUUUGGAGCCCUCAGCAUAUCCGUCCCGAGGAGACCAGCUCCACUACACGCGCACUACCCGUGGCGCGUGCCACGGAGCAGAACGAGGCAGGUGCUAGCCCGGUUGUCGUGCAGCCCGCGAAGGUCGCAAAGCCUUUCUGGCGCCUGGCGUCCACGGCAGAUCUGUCCAGGAACGAGUACCUGGACAUCGUCAGCCCGCAAGGUGUGGAGCUGGGCAAGAUCGGAGGCGGCUUUGUGGAGUUCUUCUCUAAGGGUGAUGCGAGCCAGGGGCCCGGCCGGUAG